Messenger RNA from Drosophila grimshawi, 3422 nucleotides. RefSeq names its product zwei Ig domain protein zig-8 (gene dpr10). Gene Ontology annotation, biological process: synapse organization. The record is from RefSeq and is a predicted model, not a curated record. NCBI's taxonomy places the organism in Eukaryota, Metazoa, Arthropoda, Insecta, Diptera, Drosophilidae. The transcript has 7 exons. Gene Ontology annotation, cellular component: neuron projection membrane. The coding region runs from base 481 to 1593 and encodes 370 amino acids.
CAAAAUAAGUUUCAGUUUCAGUUUGUGUGCGACGACGACGGUGAACGCAUGCGAGACAAACGCAGCGGGUAACGUAUGCGAGCUCAGUUCCGAAACCAAAUUCAAUUUCGAUAACGAAUUCGAUAACAACAAAAGCCCAGCGGCAAAUAAACCAAACAAGUUGAUAUCCACCGAGUGAGACGCGAAUUUAUCUGCAUCUACACCAGUAUAAAACUUGAAGGAAAAAAAUAAAUAACAACUAUAAAACGGCUAAAAGUGCAGCUAUAAAAACACUUAAAGCUAACAAAGUGCGAAUCGAUAGUGAAAACAUAGCAAAAACAUAGUAGGAAAGCGAAAGUGCAACAGCAGGUGAUAAAGAUCCAGAAACGGAGCCAACAACAGAGAGACAGAGAGAGAGAGAGAGAAGGAGAAACGUAGAGUGAGAGAGAGAGAGAACCCCAGAGAGAAGCAGACGGCGCUGGGCGCUCAAUCCACAUAAAAAUGCUGACCUUCUCGACGCUGCUCUGUUGCAUGAUGGGCCUUACAUUGUGCUACCAGCGGCAAUCUGUGAGCAACAACAACAAUCACAAUAAUGCGGAUUCAAAGCCAACACAUUUGCCACCAUUACAUUAUCCGCACGGCCACAAAUGGAAUGAGCCCUAUUUCGAUCUGACAAUGCCAAGGAAUAUAACAUCCCUUGUGGGCAAAUCCGCAUAUUUGGGCUGCCGUGUCAAGCAUUUGGGCAACAAGACGGUCGCCUGGAUUCGGCAUCGCGAUCUGCACAUUCUCACUGUGGGCACAUAUACUUACACAACGGAUCAGCGUUUUCAGACCUCUUAUCAUCGCGAUAUUGAUGAAUGGACAUUGCAAAUCAAAUGGGCCCAGCAGAGAGAUGCUGGCGUUUAUGAAUGCCAAAUAUCAACCCAGCCGGUGCGCAGCUAUUCGGUCAAUUUGAACAUUGUGGUUCCAACAGCAACGAUACUCGGCGGACCCGACCUCUAUGUGGAUAAGGGCAGCACCAUAAAUCUUACAUGCAUCAUCAAAUUUAGUCCGGAGCCACCAACACACAUUUUCUGGUAUCAUCAGGAUAAGGUGCUCAGCGAGGAGACUGCGGGUGGUCGUUUGAAAUUUAAGACCAUUAAGUCGGAGGAGACCAAAUCAAUCCUCCUCAUCUACGAUGCGGAUUUAUUGCACUCAGGCAAAUACUCAUGCUAUCCAUCGAAUACAGAAAUUGCCAGUAUACGCGUCCACGUUCUCCAGGGCGAGCGACCCGAAGCAAUGCAAACGAAUGCAGCGCCAGCUGCUGUUGCACUGGCCUGGACCUGCCACACCAAACAGGCAACACAGGCAGUCAAAGUAAUUAGCACAAUGGUCGCGGUAUUUGUAUUGUUGGAGGCCUGCUGCACUCUGUUGCUCCAGGGAUCUGGCGGUGGAACAACCGGAGGGGGAGGAGAAGAAGAAGAAGCAGGCGAUAGAGUAGCUCGACUUGAGCAGAGUCAAACGGCAGAGGCGAACAACAGCAGCAGCAUCUGCGAUAGCGUUAAGCAAGCUAUCCAGCAGACAACGUCAACGUCAUCCGACCAUGUCAAUACAAGUAGGACAACUGAACGGUGAUAAAUUAAAGCUGCACAGUUUGCCAGCACCACGGAAAUGCCACCGCCAAUGCCGCAGCCAAGUCAGCGAAUGUAACUAAGUGGCCAGCCCGCUGGAGAGCUAUCAAGAUGUGAAGCCUGGCUGUCGCACAAAUGAUGCAAUGCAGCAGCACCAGUAACAGCAUCAGCAGCAGGAGGAUGAGCAAUAGUAACAGUGAUAAUGACAGUGGCAGCACCCGAGAAUAAUACCACCAAAAACUGGUUAGCUAAUUAUGCUAAUGAUGAGCGGCUUUAGAUGAGGCUUCCUUCGAUGUUGUUGGUGCUUCUGCUGCUGCUGAUAUUGAUAUUGCUCCUGGUAUACUCUCUAAGUUGUAAGUAAGUCAGUGUGUAGUUAAGUGGGUUGGGUUUAGCUGAGCUCGGGGCAAUACCAGCUAUGUACAUAGUACUCUUACCUAAACUUAUAUGCCCACAGUAAGUUCAUAGUAAAAACAUAUACUAAAAUGAAAUCAUAUAGUUGAUAUAUUCGCAAACUCUGUAAGCGUAAAGAAACUUACCAAUGGAAUCUCCAAUUGUUUAGGGCAUGUUGCAAUAUUUUCAUAUAUAUUUAAACAUUAUUUAGCCUAACUUGUUGUAUAUAUCGUUUGUUGUUUAUACUCAGCAUCAAUUAUACUAAGUUUUAUAAUAAUCAACUGUAUUUUUAAGACCUAGCUAAUAAUCAAUGUAAAUAUUAACGAUUAUCUAUUCUGAGGCAGUUAACUUCGAUUAUGAAUUUUUAUACAUACAUAUAUUUUUUAUAUUUUUUCACAAUGUUCCUAUAAGCAUCUUAUAUUUCUUAAAGCUUUUCCUAUGCCAGAUUACUUGAAAAUCAACAACUUUUAAGGAAACCAAGUCAUUUCAAGUCAUUAGUUUUCUUGUCAUUUCGUUUGGAAUGCGUUUUAUAUGUACUUUUGGUGUUAACUGUUGGGUUACUGCCUCUGUCUUUGGCAGGAUUUCUAAAUUGUUAUGCUUAUCUCCUUCUCCAAAAAAUGUCAUUCGCCUGUCAUGAGUAUCUCAUAAAGUAUCAAGGACAUUUUGCCCAGUACCAAACUUUGCAGUUAGUUGUUAGUUUGUGCUCGGAACUUCUAUUUCAGCAUGCCCGGCUCCAUUUCCCAAGAAAGCUGCAACUCACUUUGCCAUUGCCUGUCAACAAAAUAUUUGCAUUUCCAUUUGCCAAGCUGUCCACUGAGGUAUAGCGCCCAAGGCUUCAGUUAGUCUGAAAACAUUUCGACCGGUUUCCGCCUGGGUCGAUAACACAUGGUUGCACAGGUACUCCAUUUCCCAAGGCGUCUUCCUGCACCUCUGCAAAUUGUUCACCCAGCGCUUGGCGCCGUUUAAUGUGUCACAUUUAAAAAUGCAUGCGACUGUCCACUUUAAUGGGCGGACGACUAUUAAAUAUCAUGACCAUUUGCCAGACAGGGCUGGACAUUUAACUGAUCAAAAUUGUAAAUAAAGUUGCAUGUAUGGUACGUAUAAAUUAACUCUGCUGUAUUUAACUGAAUGUGGUAGGAAUAUGUAAAUGUAUGUUCGCAAAGGGAAAACCAUGUGCAGUCAUAAAUAUUAAUGUUAAGAAUUAAAAAUUAUAAAUGUAUGCCAGCGAAAUUAGUCGCGACAUAUAAAUGAAUGUUUAAUGAGUAAAUGAAUGUUACUAUAAACAUUACGCAGAUCACGAAAACCAAACAUAAUAACAACAACAAUAAUUGCAGUUAAGAGCAAAGAGUACAUAUAUUGUGUGUGUAAUACGUAUGUAUAAAAGUUAAGUUGAGUAUUAUAACCAGACAUAAUAAUAACAAUGAAAUAAAAAAAUAAAAUUAC